AGAAAACUGAAGUAUAUAGAAUGACUUGCAUGACUAAAGCAAGUUAUAUUUUUCCUCUUUUUAUGCUUCGUCUCCUACGAUACUAAAGUGCACAUUUAGCUAAAGUGUUCACAACACUAUUCGUAACAUUUAGCUUGUAUGUUUUCAGAUGACAGGUGAACAUUGAGAGACUGGGUCAAGUUGAAUGAGUUAAUUCAUAAAAAAAAGAAAAAAAAAGGCUGUUCCUGUUCGCUUGUUCUAUAUCGCGAUCUUCUUGUGGCAUGGACCGACCCAGUAUAUAUACCGUGGCGAGGAUAAGGUGUGGCACAGUUCACUUUCUUAGUGCCUUGUACUUCGUUCCCAAACAGACCCGGUAUCAUGAAUCCUCUUUCGUUCCGAGGUGCGUCCGUGUUGGUCCUUGUGUGCGUGGUGUCCGCCGCGCCGCAAGGAUACGGUGCCGGAGGCGACGGCGGGCUGGGAGUCGAUCUCGGUGGCACUGGAGGCCACGGCGGCAGCGGCGUUGGAGGCGGCAGUGUGCUUCCUGGCGUCUUCGUCGGUACUGGUGUGCUUCCAGAAAGUGCCUUUGGCGGUGUAGCUGGAGGUGUCUCUGGUGGCGCUGCUGGAGGAGUCAUCGGUGGGGAAUACAGCGCACCAAGUGCCGGGGCUGCGGGAGGCUUUGACGCUGGCGUCGCUGGAGGCUUCGACACUGGAGUCGCUGGAGGCUUCGACACUGGGGUCGCUGGAGGCUUCGACACUGGGGUCGCUGGAGGCUUCGACACUGGGGUCGCUGGAGGCUUCGACACUGGGGUCGCUGGAGGCUUCGACACUGGGGUCGCUGGAGGCUUCGACACUGGCGCCGUAUCCGACGAGUACAGCGCACCAGGCGUCGACGCUGCUCCCGUCGGCGCAGUCGACACCGGCCUCGUUAGCGGCAACACCAUCCCUCUGGAUGCCAUUCGCUCUCUGCCCGCCCCCGCCGCUCCCGCCGGCGAGUAUGAAGGCCCUGCACGCUAAGACCUCCCUGCUGGCUGCGCUGUAGGCACUCAUGAGC
Molecule: messenger RNA, 1030 nt
Organism: Penaeus monodon (black tiger shrimp)
Lineage: Eukaryota; Metazoa; Arthropoda; Malacostraca; Decapoda; Penaeidae
Product: glycine-rich cell wall structural protein-like
Exons: 2
Coding region: 358-993 (211 amino acids)
Source: RefSeq, a predicted model, not a curated record